Molecule: messenger RNA, 1078 nt
Organism: Cuscuta europaea
Lineage: Eukaryota; Viridiplantae; Streptophyta; Magnoliopsida; Solanales; Convolvulaceae
Source: the annotation of a GenBank genome assembly
CAGCCCAAAGCUACCAGUACCUGACUUGCGGACUUGCGGUCUUAUGCGAAUUGGUCGAUUUGCGCAGAAAGAAGGUUGAAGAGACGAAGCGAGUUGUGAGUUGGGACGAAGCCACGAACACCAGGCACCAACCGACCUACGGCCAGAUUCCGCGCUGCCGUCCACGCAUCCAGAGCCCUGCACCCCUGCGUUGUCCGUCUUCCCUCUCCAGCCUCUAGCCUUGCGAUUGUGCAAUUAUGUUCUUUUAACUGCUUUAUAGUCAUCAUAGUUUGGGUGCUCAACAGAAUCUGCAUUUGGGUAAUUAGAAAAUGGCGAGUGCUCUAGCAAGUAAGGCAGCAUUGGGGGAUCGAAUGUCUGCCUUAUUCAGGCUGUCUUGCAGCUCCUUGAGAUAUUUGAGCACCUCUCCCAAGCCAGCGGUUGCACCUGACCUGAAGAAGCCAAAUUUGAAAAAGAAGAAGAAGAAGAACCUCUUUGAGGUGGUGCAGUUCUUGCCAAACUGGGGAAUCGGCUAUCAGUUGGCUAAAACUCACUGGACCGAUGUUUCCUAUCGAAUCACCAAGAUCAAUCUUUACAAGAGUGGAACACACGGAAAGGCUUGGGGCAUUGCUCAUAAAGAUGGCAGUCCGAUUGCCGAAGCACCCAAAAAAAUUAGCGGGGUCAACAAACGCUGCUGGAGAUACAUACCAAACUCACACAAAGCUGAAGAAUGCACCCCGAAGCAUGAAGUUCAGUCUGCCUAGUUUCGCUCAUAUCCUUCAUGGAUCAACUGCAUCAUUGUUCAUGACUUGAAAGUGGUGUGUGUCUAUUGAAAUUUUAUACGUCAGGGAAUUGCCUCAUAGAAUGGAGUCCUAAGCAAUCAGAGUUAAUGUUUUUUUGUUUGGUCUUUAUUAGCAUUCAGAAAUGAAUAACUGAGCAUACUUGUUGUGAAGCUAUUUUCAAGAAAAAGUCAUUGUUCAUAAUUGGGAUUGCAUUAAUAAAAAAAAAAGUAUCCUCCGUAUCAUCUUCGUAAUUUUUGGAUCACAUCAUAUAUGCAUGUCUUCUCGUACUUUGAGGAUGCGCCUUGUUGCGCCAUUGGUUC